Messenger RNA from Sitophilus oryzae (rice weevil), 3746 nucleotides. Its product is annotated as neprilysin-2. Lineage: Eukaryota; Metazoa; Arthropoda; Insecta; Coleoptera; Curculionidae. Gene Ontology annotation, molecular function: metalloendopeptidase activity. The coding region runs from base 144 to 2579 and encodes 811 amino acids. Gene Ontology annotation, cellular component: plasma membrane. Gene Ontology annotation, biological process: protein processing. The record is from RefSeq and is a predicted model, not a curated record. The transcript is spliced from 13 exons.
ACGUAGUAAUAAUAACGAGCUAGCACCACUAUCACAUCGCAAAACUAAUAAACGAUAAAACAGGUCUUGGGCCAGCGAGAUCAGUACCAUUGAUGGCGUUGUAGUGAGUGAAUCGAGCAAUAUUAUGAAACGACCGUUUACUGAUGGGCAAUGUUUUUACGGGACGAAUACGAAGACAAAGUGAUAGUGUUACGUUAGAAACACUUGGGUCUCCAACUGGUAGUGACAGAUCUACUAGAAGUAUGGCGCCAGUGUUGUUUGCUAACGUCGUGUAUGCCGGUGUGCCCACCAAAAUCAAUGCAAAAGUGACUGAAAAAAAUCCAACAUGGUGGAAGAGGCGAACAAGCAUGGAAAGGUGUUUGACACUUAUCACUGCAAUAGUUUUUAUCAUAGGAAUCUCUCUAAUUGUUGCAUUGGCAACUGUUUUAUAUAAUAGGAAUAAGGAAGUGGCAAAUUCACAUUUUACUGCAGAAGCACUACAAGGACAAAAGACUUAUAUUAUCACAGCACCAGAUGAAGAAGCAUCUCAACAGAAAUUAUGUCUCAGUCCAGGAUGUGUACACACAGCAUCCAAGGUUUUGGAAUAUAUGGACCAGUCAGUCGAUCCCUGUGAUGAUUUUUACCAGUUCACUUGUGGUAAUUUUUUGAAGAAAACCAGCAUUCCUGACGAUAAAUCGUCAGUCACCUCAUUCAGUAUUAUAAGCGACACUCUACAAGAACAGCUGAGGUCAAUGAUUGAAGAGCCCAUACAACCAAAUGAGCCUAAACCAUUCAAAUUGACAAAGAAACUAUACAGGGCGUGUAUGAACAAAACCUUAAUUGAACAAGAAGGAUUAACUACAAUUCAUUCGAUUUUGAGUGAUCUUGGUGGAUGGCCAGUAUUGGAAGGACUACAAUGGAAUGAAGGAGACUUCGACUGGAGAGAAUCCGUUUACAAGUUUAGAAAACUCGGUUACAGCGUAGAUUACUUCAUCGACUUUUCAGUGGGCAUCGAUGUUAAAAAUUCAACCAAAAGAGUAAUAGAUCUCGAUCAAGCAUCACUGGGUCUCAGAAGGGAAUUUUUGACCAAAGGAUUGGAAGAUAAGUUAGUAAAAGCUUACUACGAUUAUAUGGUUGAUAUUGCAGUACUAUUUGGUGCUGAGAAAGACAGAGCAAUUAAUGAGUUAAAGGAAUCUCUUGAUUUUGAAAUCAAAUUAGCAAAUAUAUCUCUACCAAGUGAAAAAAGAAGAAACGCCACAGCUUUAUACAAUCCAAUGACAGUAGAAGAAUUACAAUACAAGUUCCCAAGCAUUCCUUGGGCCGAAUAUAUCAACACUCUUUUGGCGCCUGACACUCAAGUUGGCCACCAUGAGAUAAUUGUUGUUAGUGUACCAAAGUAUAUCUCAGACUUCGAAGCUCUUAUCGCUAGAACACCCAAACGAGUUCAGGCUAAUUACGUUAUGUGGAGAGCAGCAGCUUCAUCUGUUUCUUACUUAAACGAUGCCCUUAGAAAGAGACAACUAGACUACACCACAAUUGUCACAGGAAGAACAGAAAGAGAAGCCAGAUGGAAAGAAUGUAUCGACAUUUCUGCUGGAAGUUUAUCAAUAGCAUCAGGCGCUCUAUACGUUCGAAAAUAUUUUAAUGAGGAAGCAAGACAAAACGCUAAGGAGAUGGUGGCUGAUAUUAGAACAGAAUUCGAAAACAUUUUAAAAACAGUGGAUUGGAUGGAUGAGGAAACCAGAAAAAAUGCCUUGGACAAAGCUAAGUCUAUGUCUACACAUAUCGCUUAUCCGGAUGAGUUGUUAGAUAACAGAAAGUUGGAAGAGUUUUACAAUGACUUGGAACUUGAUGAACGCCAAUAUUUACGAUCAAUCCUCAACUUGACACUGUUUGGAACGAAGAUUUCAUUUCAAAGAUUGCGCCAACCAGUUAACAAAACCGACUGGAUUACUCACGGACGUCCAGCUGUUGUUAACGCCUUUUACUCAGCUAUAGAAAACAGUAUUCAAUUCCCUGCCGGCAUUCUCCAAGGUGUAUUCUUCAACGCCGAUAGGCCACGAUACAUGAAUUACGGCGCUAUCGGUUUUGUGAUUGGCCACGAAAUCACUCACGGAUUCGACGAUCAAGGAAGACAGUUCGACAAAGAAGGAAAUCUAGUGGACUGGUGGCAACCAGAAACGAAGAAAGCAUUUGUGGAGAAAGCUCAAUGUAUCAUCGACCAAUACGGAAAUUACACUGUACCCGAGCUAAAGUUACACCUGAACGGCGUGAAUACCCAGGGCGAGAAUAUCGCCGACAACGGUGGAAUAAAACAGGCCUACUUGGCCUACAGGAACUGGAUCGGUAGGAAUGGCGAGGAGGCCUCCUUGCCGGGCAUCAAAUACAACGGGCGCCAGAUGUUCUGGAUCUCGGCCGCGAGCAUCUGGUGCUCGCUCACCAGAGACGAGGAACUAAGGCAGUUGGUGGUGACCGAUGAGCACGCGCCCGAUAAAUACAGGGUUAUCGUACCUCUGAGCAACAUGAAGUACUUCUCGGAGGAUUUCCGUUGCCCGAUUGGCUCGAAAAUGAACCCAGUCAAGAAAUGCCAAGUGUGGUAGAGAGUGUGAGCUUGGUGUGAGUGGAUGCGUUUGACUGAGUUGUGUGCGAGAUUUUAGGAAAUAUUAUUAAAAUUAACCGAUAAGGUAUUGUUUGUGUGUUAUAUAUGUUUUAUGUGGAAGAUAGCUAACGAUUUCCCACAGGCACACCUACUUUCUUGGUAGUUUCAGUUUUGCUUGACGGGAUGUGGCUUCUGUGGCUGAAAAUCCUUUUUGCUGUUCUAUGGGACUACAGCAAAAUAAAACACUAAUUCACCACCAAGACCAAAACACUUUACUUCUAAACACUGGACGCGCAUUUCGCUAACCACGUUAGCAUCAAUAACAAAUGAUUAAAACUAAAAAAUCUACUGUUAGUAUUAAUCAUCUGCUGAUAAUGCUAACAUGGGUAGGGAAACGGGCGUCCAAUGUUUAAAAGUAAUUUUUUUUUACGCUAACGAGCUCAAUCCUCGAAUGGUUUUUAAUAAUUCAAUGAGUAGGUCAGUAGGUGCUUUACAAGGGGCGAUUAUUCAGGUUAUUUGGUGAGAUAAAAAGUCACUGUAAACAUAAACUACAUAUUCCUUAAUAGUAAUACAUUUAUGAGAAAACAAUACUGGUUCUAAUUAUAUACAGAAUUACAUACAGAGAGUCAAAUUUGAUGUUAACUGUCUCUAUUUUGGUAAAAUCAUCUAUUCUUCAAUGGUAUAAUUGAUUUCUAAAAUGUACCAUAAUAAAAUUAACCAACCUUGUUAUAAACCAAAAAGUAAUACAAAUAUGUCCAGUAACUCGCAGACAUAUUUUUUUAUGGCAGGAAAACGGAUUUUGGCAAAAAUGUACUUUUACUCGACAGUGUUAUCCAUUGAGUAUCAAUUGCCAAACCAAACCAAACUACCAGAAAAGUACGUAUGUCUGUAAGGACUCUUCGUGUGUUAUUUUUAAUUUUAAUUCACCAGUAACCUGAGAUACCAUAUGAUUUGAAAUAAAUAUAAUAGUAGGGAAUUUGCAUAAAACAGCACUAGAAAAUUGUAUUAUAUAUCAUGAGUAGAAUAUUUUACAAAUAAAACAUGUCUUAUGUGCAACGUGUUAUACAUGUUAAAGAGUGUUACAAAAUUUAAACCCUGUGGUUAAACCGUUUAUUUUAUGAAAAUGACGUCAUACUUACAAGAUAAAAUUAAAAAUUAAAUGUAUUAA